Messenger RNA from Passer montanus (Eurasian tree sparrow), 3738 nucleotides. RefSeq names its product lines homolog 1 (gene LINS1). Lineage: Eukaryota; Metazoa; Chordata; Aves; Passeriformes; Passeridae. The record is from RefSeq and is a predicted model, not a curated record. The coding region runs from base 940 to 3249 and encodes 769 amino acids. The transcript has 9 exons.
CGGGCUCCGGGCGCUGAGGGGAGAGCCCCGGAGGCGCUGAGGGAGAAACGUGCGGGUGAAGGAAGGAAGGGUCGCCGGGCGGGUGCGGAUGCCGGGCCGGGAAGCCGUGCCGGUGGAGGGGCGGGAGGCCUCGGCCGCCCUCAGCGCGGCAGGACGGGGCUGUGGGGGCCCUGGAGGAGCGGCAGCUCCGGGCUCGCUCUGUCACCGCGGGUGUCGCGGGUUCCGAUGAGCGGCCAGGCCGGGUCCGGGUCCGCUCCUGCCCGCCGUGGCUAAAGGCGCUCGGCAGAAUCGCAGCUGAGGGGCCACACUUAACUGGGAUUGCGCUGCUCCGGUUGUUUGGAAGCUCUGGAAGGCAAUGACACUGAUUUAGAGGCGUUUACAGUGUUUCAGCACUGACCAGAAGCUUAUUAAUUGAGAGAUGAGCCUACGAAGUCAGUGCAGUUUGCAGAUUAAUAGUGGAACACAAAUUCUGGGAGGAUCCAGGGAGGCACAGCCAGCAUGGUGUGGUGGAGGUGAAACCUCACAGUGGGUGUCCUAGAAAAGUUCUGCAUCUCCUCUGCCUUAACCACCUUGCUGGAUUGUGUGAACUUGUGCAUGAGAUCUCUUCAUCCACCACAUAAGGAAAGGGGAAAUGCAGUAUUUAAGUAAAAGCCAACUAUGGGUGGAUGGCUGCAGGAUUCUGCCUGGAAUUCUACCUGGUUGAUUAUGCCAGACUUAAUGGGGAUCCAAAAAGUAUGCCAAGUAUGAAAAAAGUAUGAAAACUCCUAUAAUCAACUUUAGUUCCACUCCUAGCUUCACCAUAGAUACAGGUAACUUAGAAGAGAAAUGCCCAGUGGUGCUUCUGUUUCUCUUACUGGAUGAAAGUAACUUGGAGGCUGAUUUGCAGUGAAUAAUCAGUGAAACCACCCAGCAUUUUCUGGAAUAUUGCAUGAUCUCAUCAUGAAGAUCUCUCUCCUGCAGCAGAUGUAUAAGGAUGUCCUGGCAGGCAUUCCCCUAGCAAGGGAAAGCCAUCAUUAUUCUUCUUUAAUUAAUCUGUGUGUUGAGCAGCCACCAGAAGGAGAUGAAUCCUGUCAUCAGCAGCAUCUGCCAUCUACUGCUGGUGGUGUUGGGAGCUGUGAGGACACUGAUAUGUCAGAUGUUGUCCCUGCAACAGAUGAUUUAUCCAACAGCUUUGCAAACAUGAGCUCCUCGUUCUGCCCACGGGAGGUGAUGCUGCUGCAGCUCACCUUGAUCAAAAUGAUGGUGGCCAAAGCAGAGUCCCAGGAGAUUGAACUCCACACGAGACAGAAGUACUGUGAAAUCUUUGUUCUUCUUCUGAAGGAGGCAAAAAUUGACUCAAAAUUGAUUCACCUGCUCGGUUCUGAUGAUCGCCUGUUAUCUCACAUGGCCUCACAAAGUUUGGCAUCUCUUGUGUAUUUCCAGCUGAAGGAAGAGGACGCCUUGAACGUCCCGUGGCUGAGCUUUAGCCUGGCGGCGCUGCUGGGGUUCCCCGGCAAGGCGCGGGUGCCCGCUUGCCUGUGCACUCUGGCGGCGCUUCUCAAGGAGACGCUGAAGGACGCGCCCGGAGCCCGAGCAGGUGUUCUGAAGAAGUUGUUGGCUCCUCUUGAUGCAGUGCUUGAAGGAUUUUAUAAUGCCAUCCUGCUCCAUCAUUUUGACAGUCACCACUACACUUCACCUUAUUCUGAAGCUGCAAACAAUCUGAUCAGUUUUAUAGAUCUGCUUGAAGCACUUUUGGUUUCCAGAACUGAACUGGAAGUACCGCUCAGGUGCCAGAGAAUUUUAUUUUUGAAAGUUUCUUAUGCCCUCAACGUUAUUAGCUCAUCAGUUCCUUAUGUAAUCAAGAAGAAAUUCAUUUUGCUCCUUAAAAAAUGUGUCCUUUACAAGUCCAGAGAAGAUGCUAAAAGUGGAUCAGCGUUCUUACAAACCCCAUCUUUGUGUGAGGAUAUGCUUGCACUGAGUAAUGUUGUUCUGCAGGUUGUGAAUUUGACUUGGCUUAAUCAGAUCCCACUCAGUGGAAAGUCCAGCUACUUUGGAAGCAGUGAAACUGCUCCUGGACACGAUUCUCAAGGUGCUUCUGACCAAACUGUUCUCAGAGCCUUAAGUCUGGUUGUGCUUAAAGCACUGGAAUUCAAGAUUCACAACUCUCAAACAGAAGCAGAAAUCAAAGGAGACUUUGAGAGCUCCAUGUCCCAGCUGCUGAUGUUCUGGAGGAGUCAUGUAAAGCCUUCCCCACAGUCUCACCCAGCUGGGCAUCACUGUGAGUGGCUCUCCUUGGUUUUCAUGGAGCAAGAUGAUGACAUGUGGGAAGCUGCUAAAGCUUUAUUGCUCAUCUAUUUAAAAUUUGAUAGGUUACGGCGUGGUGCUGCUGAUAACCUGAGCCAAAAAGAGGAGGAAUCCUGGCAGUUCCUUGUGCAUGCAGGUGGAUAUAACCCACACUGUAUAUUUUUAUUUUUUCUGGAAAAGAUUGCAUUUGAUUCCACAGUACUUCUAGAUUUUUUGAUUUCGUCAGAGACUUGCUUUCUGGAGUACUUGGUCAGGUACUUAAAGCUGCUUGGGAAGGAGUGGCAUCAGUUUGUAGAUGUCUGUAACCAUUUCGAUACCAGGCACAGCACUUUCCGCCCACUUUGUUCUGUCAAGCCACCCCACCAAGAAAAGCAAAACCUUGUGGCUGGGGAGAGUUUGCAAAAUGCUCUUUGUGCAGCAGAACCACAGACUCCGAAGGCUUUGGCUCCUUCUCACAACUGCCCGGUGUUUACGGCACAGCAGGGUGAUAAUGAGGCUGCCGAGUGGAACCAGUCUGACUCACUGACCGGCACUGAUAGCACGGCCCUGCCUGGUUCCCUUCAAAGCCUGGUUAAUUAUGACAGCUCAGAGGACUCGGAGGUGGAAUCAGAUGGAAAGGAGUGCUUGGUAAACACAAAACAAUUGCCUUCAAACAAUGAGGGUGAGGUGAGGAGGAGGGAAACUGGUUGUGGCUGUGGAGAUGAUGACCAGAAUCCAUGCACCUCUGAAGUGUUGCCUCCAAAACCGAAGGGAUCUCCUCCCUCAUCCUGUUGGACUUGUAUGGCACCUCCAGAUAACACUGCUCCCCUAAGAGUGAUGCUUUACAAAUCAACAAAGUGUUUGGAAGAGCUGCAAGAGGCUGUUUCUAGGUUGCAGAGAAGAAAUCUUUUCCCAUAUAAUCCAUCUGCGUUGUUGAAACUGCUGGGCCACGUUGAGAAGAUGAGCAAAUCCACGAAUCCACAAUAAUCCAAAGUGUUCUUGUGGGGUUUUUUAACAAAUUCACCAGGGGAUAUUUCCAUGAAAUUAAUGACUUCUUGCUUCAUGCCUCUUGCACUAGUCAGUGCAUUUAACCUCAGGCAGGGUGAACACGGAUUUGGGUGGCACCUUAAAAUCUGGCAUUGCAUCCAGUGAUAUGAUCCAUAUCUGAGGAGGAUAUGGAGGAGGAGGACCCUCAUGACCUGAGGGUCCUGAGCUCAUUCAUGGUGUGUAUGUCAAUGUACAAUAUAUAAGGUUUAGUUGUUGGAUAUUCAACUUUUUGUAAUAAAUAACUCAUGUGAAAGCAUUUCAAAAAUAGAUGAUAUUUAAAGUCUUGUCAAUUAUACUUAAUGGGAGUCUAUUUUUGAGUUCAUUGCCAGAUUGGUAGUGGUUUAUGGACUCGGGGCCAAGUUAGUGCAACACCUGACUGCUUACAAGUUGGGCUAAAUAAAAUAAUAUAGCUGGGGACAGUUUACUGUU